Messenger RNA from Arthroderma uncinatum, 819 nucleotides. Its product is annotated as adenylate kinase. Gene Ontology annotation, molecular function: ATP binding; AMP kinase activity. The record is from RefSeq and is a predicted model, not a curated record. Gene Ontology annotation, cellular component: cytoplasm; mitochondrion. Bases 1 to 819 code for a protein of 272 amino acids. Gene Ontology annotation, biological process: ADP biosynthetic process. The transcript has 4 exons. NCBI's taxonomy places the organism in Eukaryota, Fungi, Ascomycota, Eurotiomycetes, Onygenales, Arthrodermataceae.
AUGGCCCCAAUUAACGGCGAGUCAAUUGACGCCCUCAAGGACCUCAUCGGCAGUUUGGAGGCCCGGAUAGUUGGUUUGGAGCAGGCAUUGCUCAAUGGCGGUAACUCACAGUCCAAUUCGGCUGCCCAGUCGAUGCGGAUGAUCCUGAUGGGCCCUCCAGGCGCAGGCAAAGGAACCCAGGCACCCAAGAUCAAGGAGAAGUUCUGCAUAUGCCAUCUGGCCACUGGUGACAUGCUCCGGUCACAGGUUUCCCGGCAAACCGAGUUGGGCAAGGAAGCUAAGAAGAUUAUGGACCAGGGUGGACUUGUCUCUGACGAGAUUAUGGUCAACAUGAUCAAGAACGAGCUGGAGUCGAACAAGGAGUGUCACAAGGGUUUCAUCCUCGAUGGAUUCCCACGCACAGUUGCUCAGGCUGAGCGAUUAGAUGACAUGCUUCGCGAGCGCAAGCAGAUGCUGCACCAUGCCGUCGAACUCCAGAUUGACGACUCCCUCUUGGUUUCCCGGAUAACGGGCCGAUUGGUCCACCCUGCCUCUGGCCGAUCUUACCACAAGAUCUUCAACCCACCAAAGAAGGAAAUGACUGAUGAUCUCACUGGAGAGCCACUGGUUCAGCGUUCCGAUGACAAUGCUGAAGCCUUGAAGAAGCGAUUGGUCACCUACCACGCUCAAACAGCCCCAGUUGUUGGAUACUACAAGAAGACCGGUAUCUGGAGCGGAAUUGAUGCCAGCCAGGAGCCUGGUCAAGUCUGGAAGAGCAUCCUCGGAGUCUUUGAGAAGAAAGAAUCUCCAAUUCUUAGCAAGCUUGGCUUGUCCAAGUAA